Molecule: messenger RNA, 2046 nt
Organism: Antechinus flavipes (yellow-footed antechinus)
Lineage: Eukaryota; Metazoa; Chordata; Mammalia; Dasyuromorphia; Dasyuridae
Gene: PPT1
Product: palmitoyl-protein thioesterase 1
Biological process (GO): receptor-mediated endocytosis; protein depalmitoylation; nervous system development
Cellular component (GO): lysosome
Molecular function (GO): palmitoyl-(protein) hydrolase activity
Source: RefSeq, a predicted model, not a curated record
GGGGGGCGGUGCUUUCGUGACAGGAGGCUAGUUAAGGAUGCGGUCAUGUGAUCGGAUCAAGAUGGCUUUCCCCAAGUUGUUUCUAUUGCUGCUGAGCGCAGUGCUCUUCCGAUGGCCCUCUCCGAGCUCAGGUUCCCCACUGACGGUGCCGCGAAAAGAGCCGCCGCCUCUGGUCAUUUGGCACGGGAUGGGAGACAGCUGCUGUAACCCCUUGAGUAUGGGAGCCAUUAAAAAAUUGGUUGAGCUCAAAAUACCAGGAAUUUAUGUGUUAUCUCUGGAGAUUGGGAAGACUCUGAUUGAGGAUAUGGAGAACAGCUUCUUCUUAAACGUGAAUCAUCAGGUGGCUCUGGUGUGUGAGAUGCUCGCCCAGAAUCCCAAGCUGCAGCAGGGCUACAACGCCAUGGGCUUCUCCCAAGGUGGCCAGUUCCUGAGGGCAGUGGCGCAGAGAUGUCCAUCACCUCCCAUGAUCAAUCUGAUUUCCGUGGGUGGACAGCAUCAAGGUGUGUACGGGCUGCCUCGUUGUCCAGGGGAGAGCUCUCAUAUUUGUGACUGGCUCAGGAAAACGCUGAACGUGGGCGCCUACACCAAGGGUGUCCAGGAACGCUUGGUCCAAGCAGAGUACUGGCACGACCCCAUAAAGGAGGAGAUCUACCGCAACAGCAGCAUCUUCUGCGACAUCAACCAGGAGAGGGGCAUCAAUGAGACCUACCGGAAGAAUCUGAUGGCCCUGAAGAACUUUGUGAUGGUGAAGUUCCUCAAUGACUCGGUGGUGGACCCCGUGGAUUCCGAGUGGUUUGGAUUUUACCGGAGUGGCCAAGCCAAGGAGACCAUCCCCCUGCAGGACACUGCCCUGUACACAGAGGACCGCUUGGGGCUUAAAGAAAUGGACAAAGCAGGCAAACUGGUCUUCCUGGCUGUAGAGGGGGACCACCUUCAAUUCUCCGAGCAGUGGUUUUGUACAAGUCUCCUCCCAUUCUUGGUGUGAAAUCCUUGUUUCACUGGUUACUAACUGCAACUCUAGGCACCCCAGCCCUUCCACAGCAACUUGGGGGGAGGGGUCAAUCAAGACUGUACUCUGCUCUUAGAUGCAACUAACACUUCACUCCUUUCCUCAUCUGACACUGUCUGAGGAGAUAGAAGAUCCUCAUCUUAUCUGCUUAUUACUCAGGCCCAAUCCCACUGCCAUAUGGUAGGGAGUACCAAGUUUCAUUAGCUAAUGAGCAUGAGGAUUGUUUUACAUGUCCUUGACUGUGGUCAAACCCAAUUCUAGUUAUAGGCUGCUUUGCAGAAAACCAGGAGCAAAACAGUAACUUACAACCUCACAACUGCCUCUCCCUCCCUCUUCCCAGUGUGAUUUGUAGGGGACCAACCUAAACUUUUAACUACAGGGAUAUAGUAUAGAAGCACUCCGUUCAGAAAUAACUCCUCCUGGCUAAAAAUUAAGCCUUCUUGUCUGGAUUUUCAGUUUUGCUAGUGGGGUCUUGAUCAAGGGAGUAAGUUUGGCUGGUAUAUUGACGACUUUGGGAGCUCUGAGAUUGGUAGGAAUGCCUGUGUGGUGGUCUUGGCUCCUACCUUUUGAGUAUAUAUGUUUUGGGAGUGUAGGGGGAAGGGGGGGGGAGAGGGGAAGAGGGGCACCCUGCUGUGUGGCUCACUGUGGGGAGGAUACCAAAGAAAACAAGCCUUUUGGUAUGAAAGGCCUAUGUGGCCUGAGGAGGAGACAAUAAGGUCCUGGUCCCUGGAGGAUUAGACUGUUUCCAAAUUGGUCCAGCUUUCACAGCUUACUCAGAAUGGCUACUGAAGCCUCUCUUCUUACUGCGCUUCUAUGGGAGCCAUAAAAGUAUUAUCUUCCUUUAGACUGUGCAAAGGCUCUUAAAGCAAGAGGCACAAGUGUAUCACACCCUGGAGGUGAAACAAGUGUGAGAAAGCAUCUUGUCUCAUAGCCAUCCUUAGAUUCCUGUUCUUUAGGUGGAAAAGUAUGAAAGAAGAAAAUGUCUAGUUUGUUUUGUUGGCUUUUCUGAAAAAUAAAAAUGCUGGUUUUUUACCUUG